Molecule: messenger RNA, 167 nt
Organism: Funneliformis caledonium
Lineage: Eukaryota; Fungi; Glomeromycota; Glomeromycetes; Glomerales; Glomeraceae
Source: the annotation of a GenBank genome assembly
AUAACGAAUUAGAACAAGUUUUAGAUGAUUAUAAGGAAGAAGAACUUAGCGAAAUUGAAGCUUAUAUAGCAUAUAGUCAAGAAGAAUAUGAGAAGAAAACUGACUUUUACUUCUUGAUUACAAUCCAGGAAUGGAGAAAACUCUGUCUAUCUAACUCUUGCAUUUAA